Molecule: messenger RNA, 342 nt
Organism: Colletotrichum lupini
Lineage: Eukaryota; Fungi; Ascomycota; Sordariomycetes; Glomerellales; Glomerellaceae
Exons: 2
Coding region: 1-342 (113 amino acids)
Source: RefSeq, a predicted model, not a curated record
AUGGAGGAUCUAGUGCUAAACUCAAUGCGCACAGGGACUUGUACUUCCCGACCCGCGCGCAGGUUCCUUUACCCCUCAGCGCUGGACCUGGAGCCUGGACUCGACGAUAAGCAGUCGGGUGGGGGUUUCAAGGAAUCCAAGGCGCACAACCCCGCCGACAUCGUGAUAGGGCGAGCAGGGCUCGAGUCAAAGUUGACAGGGCCUCUGACCAGAGCCUGUCCAGAGGUGACAGGGUCAGAGAGGAACCCGGCAAAAGCUUUGCGGAACGCCGACAUUGAGAAGUUGAGCGUAUUUGUUGCAAACGGAAGAAUGGAUCGAAAGCUGCACGAAUCGGUCGAUUGA